Molecule: messenger RNA, 14117 nt
Organism: Acomys russatus (golden spiny mouse)
Lineage: Eukaryota; Metazoa; Chordata; Mammalia; Rodentia; Muridae
Gene: Fat1
Product: FAT atypical cadherin 1
Exons: 26
Coding region: 1-13773 (4590 amino acids)
Biological process (GO): homophilic cell-cell adhesion
Cellular component (GO): plasma membrane
Molecular function (GO): calcium ion binding
Source: RefSeq, a predicted model, not a curated record
AUGGGGAGACACUUGGCCUCGCUUCUGCCUCUGCUUCUCUUUCUUCAGCAUUUUGGAAACAGUGAUGGCAGCCAAAGACUUGAACCAAGCCCUUCUAUCCAGUUUUCACACAUCCAGUACAAUGUCACCGUGCACGAGAACUCCGCAGCAAAAACCUACGUCGGCCACCCUAGAAAGAUGGGCAUCUACAUCUUAGACCCCUCAUGGGAAAUAAAGUACAAAAUCAUCUCAGGAGACAGUGAAAACCUGUUCAAAGCAGAAGAGUACGUUCUGGGAGACUUUUGCUUUCUAAGAAUAAGGACCAAAGGAGGAAAUACAGCCAACCUUAAUAGAGAAGUGAGAGACCAUUACACACUGAUUAUCAAAGCAGUUGAAAAAAACACCGACGCCGAGGCCCGAACCAAGGUCAGGGUACAGGUGCUGGAUACAAACGACUUAAGGCCACUAUUCUCGCCCACCUCUUACAGCGUUUCUUUGCCCGAAAACACAGCCAUAAGGACCAGCAUUGCAAGAGUCAGUGCCACGGAUGCGGAUAUUGGAACCAACGGUGAAUUUUACUACAGUUUUAAAGAUCGGACUGACAUGUUUGCCAUUCACCCAACCAGUGGUGUGGUUGUUUUAACUGGCAAGCUGGAUUUCCUGGAGACCCAGCUCUAUGAGCUGGAGAUUCUGGCCGUGGACCGGGGGAUGAAACUGUACGGUAGCAGUGGGGUCAGCAGCAUGGCCAAGCUGACAGUUCACGUGGAACAGGCCAACGAGUGUGCUCCUGUGAUAACAGCAGUGACCCUGUCGCCCUCUGAGCUGGACAAGGACCCAACAUAUGCUAUUGUCACCGUGGAGGACUGUGAUCAGGGUACCAAUGGGGAGAUAGCAUCUUUAAGCAUUGUGGCUGGCGACCUUCUUCAGCAGUUUAAAACAGUGAGGUCAUUCCCAGGGAGUAAAGCAUUCAAAGUGAAAGCCAAUGCGGAGAUCGACUGGGACAGCCGUCCUUACGGGUACAAUCUGACGCUACAGGCGAAAGACAAAGGAACUCCUCCCCAGUUUUCUCCAGUGAAAGUAAUUCAUGUCAUCUCUCCGCUGUUCAGAGCUGGGCCGGUCAAGUUUGAAACGGAUGUUUACAGAGCUGAGAUCAGCGAAUUUGCCCCUCCACACACACCUGUGGUCCUGAUCAAAGCCGUUCCUAGUUACACCCACACCAGGUACAUUUUUAAAAGUGCUCCCGGGAAACCUAAAUUCAGCUUAAAUCACAACACGGGUCUCAUUUCCAUCCUAGAGCCAAUUAAAAGGCAACAUACAUCCCAUUUUGAACUUGAAGUGACGACAAGUGACAGAAAAGCGUCCACCAGAGUUGUGGUGAAAGUCUUAGGUACAAACAGCAACCCCCCAGAGUUUACGCAGACGGCGUACAAAGCCUCCUUUGAUGAGAACGCGCCCGUCGGCACCACUGUCAUGAGGGUCAGCGCGGUAGACCCCGACGAAGGGGAGAACGGCUACGUCACUUACAGUAUUGCAAACUUAAAUCACGUGCCGUUUGUCAUCGACCACUUUACGGGUACCGUGAGCACGUCAGAGACCCUGGACUAUGAGCUGAUGCCUCGGGUUUACACGCUAAGGAUUCGUGCCUCGGACUGGGGCUUGCCAUACCGCCGGGAAGUUGAAGUCCUCACCACGAUCACUCUCAAUAACCUGAAUGACAACACCCCCUUGUUUGAGAAGAUAAACUGUGAAGGGACAAUUCCCAGAGACCUAGGUGUUGGGGAGCAGAUAACCACGGUUUCCGCGAUCGACGCUGACGAGCUGCAGUUGGUGCGGUACCAGAUUGAAGCCGGAAACGAGUUGGAUCUGUUUGGCUUAAACCCGAGCUCUGGGGUACUAUCCUUAAAGCACUCGCUAGUGGAUGGCUUGGGAGCAAAGGUUUCUUUUCACAGUCUGAGAAUCACAGCUACAGAUGGAGAAAAUUUUGCCACGCCGUUAUAUAUCAACCUGACGGUGGCUGCCAGCCGCAAGCCGGUAAACUUGCGGUGUGAAGAGACCGGCGUUGCCAAAAUGCUGGCAGAGAAACUCCUGCAGGCGAAUAAAUUGCACAAUCAGGGGGAGCAGGGAGAGGAUAUCUUCUUCGAUUCUCACUCCGUCAAUGCCCACGCCCCACAGUUUAGGAAUACCCUUCCAGCUGCGAUUGAGGUGAAGGAGAACCUGCCCGCGGGUGCCAGUAUUCUUUCCAUGAAUGCUACUGACCUCGACUCUGGCUUCAACGGAAAGCUUGUUUACGCUAUUUCCGGAGGAAAUGAUGACAGUUGCUUUAUCAUCGACAUGGAAACAGGCAUGCUCAAAGUCCUAACUCCACUUGACCGUGAAGUAACAGACAGAUACACCCUGAACAUCACGGUGUAUGACCUCGGUAUACCUCAGAGGGCUGCGUGGCGCCUUCUAGACAUCACAGUUCUGGAUGCUAACGAUAACCCACCUGAGUUUUUACAGGAGAGCUAUUUUGUUGAAGUGAGCGAGGACAAGGAGAUAAAUAGUGACAUCAUCCAGGUUGAAGCCACCGAUAAAGAUCUGGGCCCCAGUGGACACGUGACCUACGCUAUUCUUACUGACACAGAGAAGUUUUCCAUUGACAGCGUGACUGGUGUGGUGAAGAUUAUCCAGCCUUUGGACCGUGAAGAGCAGCAUGUGCACUACUUAAAGAUCGAAGCCAGGGACCAAGCCACAGAGGAACCUCGGUUGUUCUCCACUGUGCUUUUGAAAGUGUCACUAGAUGAUGUUAAUGACAACCCGCCUAGGUUCAUUCCGCCUAAUUACUCAGUCAGAGUUCGGGAAGAUCUUCCCGAAGGAACCAUAGUCAUGUGGUUAGAAGCCUACGAUCCUGAUGUGGGUCAGUCCAGCCAGGUGAGAUACAGCCUUCUGGACCACGGAGACGGCCACUUUGAUGUGGAUAAACUCAGUGGAGCUGUUAGAAUUGUCCAGCAGCUGGACUUUGAGAAGAAGCAAGUCUACAACCUCACCGUGAGGGCCAAAGACAAAGGGAAGCCGGUGUCGCUGUACUCCACUUGCUCUGUGGAGGUUGAGGUUGUUGAUGUGAAUGAGAACUUACAUCCGCCAGUGUUUUCCAGCUUCGUGGAGAAGGGGGUCGUGAAGGAAGAUGUCCCCCUUGGCUCAUCUGUAAUGACCGUGUCGGCUCAUGAUGAGGACAGUGGGAGAGAUGGAGAGAUCCGGUACUCCAUUAGAGAUGGUUCUGGUGUUGGUGUUUUCAGGAUAGACGAAGAAACAGGUGUCAUAGAGACUGCCGACCGGUUGGACCGCGAGUCGACCUCCCACUACUGGCUCACAGUCUACGCCACAGACCAGGGCGUGGUGCCCCUGUCGUCCUUCAUAGAGGUCUACAUAGAGGUCGGGGACGUGAACGACAACGCGCCACAGACAUCAGAGCCCGUGUACUAUCCAGAAAUAACGGAAAAUUCACCCAAGGAUGUAUCUGUGGUCCAGAUUGAGGCGUUCGACCCAGAUUCCAGCUCCAGCGACAAGCUGACAUACAGAAUCACGAGUGGAAAUCCACAAGGGUUCUUCUCGAUACACCCUAAAACAGGUCUCAUCACAACCACAUCGAGGAAGCUUGACCGAGAGCAGCAGGAUGAGCACAUUCUAGAAGUUACCGUGACAGACAAUGGCACACCCCCCAGAUCCACCAUCGCAAGAGUCAUCGUGAAAAUCCUCGAUGAAAAUGACAACAAGCCUCAGUUCCUACAGAAGUUUUACAAAAUCAGGCUCCCGGAGCGAGAAAAAGCAGAUGGAGAAAGGAAUGCAAAACGCGAGCCUCUGUACCGCGUCAUAGCUGUGGAUAAGGACGAAGGGCCCAACGCCGAGCUCUCCUACAGCAUCGAGGAAGGGAACGAGCACGGAAGGUUUUCCAUUGAGCCCAAAACGGGAGUGGUCUCAUCCAAAAAGUUCUCUGCAGCUGGGGAGUAUGACAUUCUUUCAAUUAAGGCAAUUGACAACGGUCGCCCUCAGAAGUCAUCAACCACCAGACUCCAUAUUGAGUGGAUCUCCAAACCCAAGCCAUCCUCCGAGCCCAUUUCGUUUGAGGAACCGGUUUUCACAUUCACCGUAAUGGAAAGUGACCCAGUGGCCCACAUGAUCGGGGUGAUAGCAGUGGAGCCCCCUGGCAUGCCUCUGUGGUUUGACAUCAUCGGUGGUAACUAUGAUAGUCACUUUGAUGUCGACAAGGGCACCGGAACCAUCAUCGUUGCCAAACCCCUUGACGCAGAACAGAAAUCCAACUAUAACCUCACAGUGGAGGCUACAGACGGAACCACCACUAUCGUUACUCAGGUACUCAUCAAGGUAAUAGACACCAAUGACCACCGCCCCCAGUUUUCUACAACAAAAUAUGAAGUUGUGGUUCCCGAAGACACAGAGCCCGAAACAGAGAUUUUGCAGAUCAGUGCCGUAGAUCAGGAUGAGAAAAACAAACUCAUCUACAGUCUGCAGAGCAGCAUAGAUCCGGCAAGCCUCAAGAAGUUCCGCCUUGAUGCUGCCACCGGCGCUCUCUACACGUCUGACAAGCUUGACCACGAGGCCAUCCACCAGCAUGUUCUCACAGUCAUGGUGCGGGAUCAGGAUGUCCCCGUGAAGCGCAACUUUGCCAGGAUUGUUGUUAACGUCAGUGACAUGAAUGACCACGCUCCAUGGUUCACCAGUUCCUCCUAUGAAGGGCGGGUCUAUGAGUCGGCAGCUGUCGGCUCAGUGGUGUUGCAGGUUACAGCUCUGGACAAGGACAAAGGGAAAAAUGCGGAAGUGCUAUACUCGAUUGAAUCAGGAAACAUUGCACAUUCUUUUACAAUUGACCCCAUCUUGGGCGCCAUAAAAACUGCCAGAGAAUUGGAUCGAAGUAACCGAGUGGACUAUGAUUUAAUGGUCAAAGCUACAGAUAAAGGCGACCCACCGAUGAGUGAAGUGGCGUCUGUGCAUAUCACCGUCACCGUCGCCGAUAACGCCUCCCCCAAGUUCACAUCCCGAGAGUACUCUGUUGAAAUUAGCGAAGCCAUCAGGAUUGGGAGUUUUGUUGGAAUGGUCUCUGCUCGCAGUCAGUCUUCAGUGAUGUAUGAAAUAAAAGAUGGAAACACAGGCGACACGUUUGAUAUUAACCCCCAUUCUGGGAGCAUCCUCACUCAGAAGGCCUUGGAUUUUGAAAUGCGGCCCAUUUACACAUUGACGGUGCAAGGGACCAACAUGGCUGGCCUGUCCACCAAUACAACUGUUGUCGUGCACGUACAGGAUGAGAACGACAACCCUCCAGUUUUUACCCAGGCGGAAUAUUCUGGAUUCAUCAGCGAGUCAGCCUCCGUCAACAGCGUGGUCCUAACAGACAGCAACGUUCCACUAGUCGUUCGAGCAGCCGAUGCUGAUAGGGAGUCCAAUGCGCUGCUUGUUUACCAAAUUGUUGAGCCAUCUGUGCACAACUACUUUGCUAUUGAUGCCACAACCGGUGCUAUUCAUACCGUGCUGAGUCUGGACUAUGAAGAGACACAUGUUUUUCACUUUACCGUACAAGUGCACGACAUGGGGACUCCACGGCUGUUCGCCGAGCAUGCAGCUAAUGUGACUAUACGUGUAAUUGACAUCAACGACUGCCCUCCUGUCUUCUCUAAGCCUUUGUAUGAAGCAUCUCUUUUAUUGCCAACGUACAAAGGAGUAAAGGUCAUCACGGUGAACGCCACGGAUGCCGAUUCCAGGGCGUUCUCACAGUUAAUAUACUCUAUCACUGAAGGCAACAUUGGGGAGAAGUUCUCAAUGGACUACAAGACAGGCACCAUAACGAUACAGAACACAACUCUGUUACGAAGCCGCUAUGAGCUCACGGUCCGAGCGUCUGACGGCAGAUUUGCAAGCACGGCUUCUGUGAAGAUUAACGUGAAAGAGAGCAAAGAGAGCCCACUCAAGUUUACCCAGGAUUUCUACUCUGCCAUCGUGAAAGAGAACACCACAGAAACCAAAACGUUAGCUGUCAUUACUGCUAUCGGGAACCCGAUCAACGAGCCUCUGUUUUACCACAUCCUCAACCCAGAUCGCAGAUUUAAAAUCAGCCACACUUCAGGCGUGUUGUCGACCACUGGGGUACCAUUCGAUCGUGAGCAACAGGAGACGUUCGAUGUGGUGGUAGAGGUGACCAAGGAGCACGAGCCAUCAGCAGUGGCUCACGUUGUGGUGAAAGUCACCGUUGAAGACCAAAAUGACAACGCGCCGGUGUUUGUCAAUCUUCCUUAUUAUGCUGUGGUGAAGGUGGACGCUGCAGUGGGCCACGUCAUCCGCCACGUCACCGCCAUUGACAGAGACAGUGGCCAAAACGGCGAGGUGCACUACUACCUUAAGGAGCAUCACGACCACUUUCAGAUCGGACCCUCUGGUGACAUUUCCCUGAAAAAGCAGUUUGAGUAUAACACCUUAAAUAAAGAAUACCUCGUCGCGGUGGUCGCGAAGGACGGCGGAAGCCCAGCUUUCUCUGCAGAAGUUCUGGUUCCGAUCACCGUCGUGAACAAAGCCAUGCCUGUGUUUGAAAAGGCUUUCUACAGCGCAGAAAUCCCAGAGGACGUCCAGAUGCACAGCCCCGUGGUCCAUGUCCAAGCCAACAGCCCAGAAGGGCUGAAAGUGUUCUACAGCAUCACGGAUGGGGACCCUUUCAGUCAGUUUACCAUCAACUUCAACACCGGGGUGAUAAACGUCAUAGCACCGCUGGAUUUUGAGUCCCACCCAGCCUAUAAGCUGAGCGUAAGGGCCACCGACUCCCUGACUGGCGCUCACGCCGAAGUGUUUGUGGACAUCAUAGUGGAGGACGUGAACGAUAACCCUCCCGUGUUCGGGCAGCAGUCCUACACCACAACCCUGUCUGAGGCAUCUGUGAUCGGAACGCCCGUCCUUCAGGUUAGAGCAACAGACUCUGAUUCGGAACUGAAUAGAGGGAUUUCCUACCAGAUGUUUGGGAAUCACAGCCAAAGUCAUGAUCAUUUUCACAUAGACAGUAGCACUGGGCUCAUUUCACUAGCGAGAGCUCUGGAUUAUGAACAGUUCCAGCAGCACAAGAUUUUUGUAAGGGCUGUGGAUGGAGGGAUGCCCCCGUUGAGCAGUGAUGUGAUUGUCACUGUUGAUGUCACCGACCUCAAUGAUAACCCGCCUCAGUUUCAACAGCAGAUUUACGAAGCCAAAAUUAGUGAGCACGCUGCGCACGGGCAUUUUGUGAUGUGUGUCAAAGCCUGUGACGCAGAUAGUUCAGACCGAGACAAGUUAGAAUAUUCCAUUCUGUCUGGCAACGAUCAUAAAAGCUUCAUCAUCGACAGUGAAACGGGGAUCAUCACGCUCGCCAACCUGCGCCGCCACCCCUUGAAGCCGUUCUAUAGUCUCAACGUCUCGGUGUCUGAUGGGGUUUUCCGGAGCUCAGCUCAGGUCCGUGUAACUGUGAUGGGGGGCAACUUGCACAGUCCUGUUUUCCUUCAGAAUGAAUACGAAGUGGAGCUAGCCGAAAACGCUCCCUUGCAUACCCUGGUGGUCCAAGUGAAGGCAACGGAUAGAGAUUCUGGUAUUUACAGUCACAUAACUUACCACAUUGUAAAUGACUUUGCCAAAGACAGGUUUUAUGUGAACGACAGAGGGCAGAUUUUCACUUUGGAAAAACUUGACCGAGAGACCCCAGCAGAAAAAGUAGUCCCAAUCCGAUUAAUGGCUAAGGACGCUGGAGGAAAAGUUGCUUUCUGUACUGUAAAUGUCAUUCUUACAGAUGACAAUGAUAACGCACCACAGUUUCGCUCAACCAAGUAUGAAGUGAACAUUGGCUCCAGCGCUGCCAAAGGGACUUCAGUCCUUAAAGUCUUUGCAAAUGAUGCUGAUGAGGGGUCAAAUGCCGAUGUCACCUAUGCCAUCGAGGCCGAUUCUGAAAGCGUCAAGGAGAAUUUGGAAAUCAACAAACUCACUGGCCUAAUUACUACAAAGGAAAGCUUAAUUGGCUUAGAGAACGAAUUCUUCACUUUCUUCGUCAGAGCUGUGGAUAAUGGGUCCCCUCCCAAAGAAUCUGUUGUUCCUGUCUAUAUUAAAAUACUUCCACCGGAAAUGCAGCUUCCAAGGUUUUCAGAGCCCUUUUAUACCUAUGCCAUUUCAGAAGACAUGCCUAUUGGAACAGAAAUUGACCUCAUCCGGGUCGAGCAUAGCGGGAACGUCCUGUACACCCUUGUCAAAGGCAAUACUCCUGAAAGUAAUAGAGAUGAGUUCUUUGUGAUUGACAGGCAGAGUGGGAGACUGAAACUGGAGAAGAGUCUUGACCAUGAGACCACUAAGUGGUAUCAGUUUUCCAUCCUGGCCAGGUGCACUCUGGAUGACUAUGAGGUGGUGGUGUCUAUAGAUGUUAGCAUCCAGGUGAAAGAUGCAAAUGAUAACAGCCCAGUUUUGGAGUCCAGUCCAUAUGAGGCAUUUAUUGUUGAAAACCUGCCAGGAGGAAGUAGAGUCAUCCAGAUUAGGGCAUCUGACCUAGACUCGGGAGCCAAUGGCCAAGUCAUGUACAGUCUGGAUCAAUUGCAAGGUGCAGACAUCCUUGAAUCUUUUGCCAUCAACAUGGAAACAGGCUGGAUUACAACCCUCAAAGAGCUUGACCAUGAAGAAAAAGCCAGUUACCAGAUUAGAGUGGUUGCGUCGGAUCACGGCGACAAGAUUCAACUCUCCUCUACAGCCGUUGUGGAUGUUACUGUCACUGACGUCAAUGACAGCCCGCCACGAUUCACAGCCGAGAUUUACAAAGGGACUGUGAGUGAGGACGACCCUCCGGGUGGUGUGAUCGCCAUCUUAAGUACCACUGAUGGCGACUCUGAAGAGAUUAACAGACAAGUGACUUACUUCAUAACAGGAGGAGAUGCUUUGGGACAGUUUGCUGUGGAAAAUAUACAGAACGAGUGGAAGGUGUACGUGAAGAAGCCUCUCGACAGGGAGCAGAAGGACAGUUACCUUCUGACCAUCACAGCAACCGAUGGGACCUUCUCUUCCAAAGCUAGAGUUGAAGUGAAAGUUCUCGACGCCAACGACAACAGCCCUGUUUGUGAGAAGACUCUCUAUUCCGAUACUGUUCCUGAAGACGCCCUUCCUGGGAAGCUGAUCAUGCAGGUCUCUGCCACAGACGCAGACAUCCGGUCCAACGCUGAGAUCACUUACACUUUAUUUGGUUCAGGUGCAGAAAAGUUCAAACUGAAUCCAGACACAGGUGAAUUGAGGACCUUAGCCCUCCUUGACCGUGAGGAGCAAACAGUUUAUAAUCUUCUAGUCAAGGCCACGGAUGGUGGGGGUAGAUCCUGUGAAGCAACCGUUGUGCUCACGUUGGAAGACGUCAAUGAUAAUGCCCCAGAAUUCACUGCAGAUCCGUACACCAUCACCGUGUUUGAAAACACCGAGCCUGGGACACUCUUGACCAGAGUGCAGGCCACCGAUGCAGAUGCAGGUUUGAAUCAAAAGAUUUCCUACUCCCUGACUGACUCCGCCGACGGGCAGUUCUCCAUUAACGAACAGUCUGGAAUCAUCCAACUGGAAAAGCAUUUGGACAGAGAACUACAGGCAGUGUAUACUCUCACUUUGAAAGCAGUGGACCAUGGGUUGCCAAGGAAAUUGACAGCUACUGGCACAGUGGUCGUAUCCGUUUUGGAUAUAAAUGACAACCCGCCCGUGUUUGAGUACCGUGAAUAUGGCGCCACCGUGUCUGAGGACAUCCUCAUCGGGACCGAAGUUCUCCAGGUGUAUGCAGCAAGUCGGGAUAUCGAAGCCAACGCCGAAAUCACCUACUCAAUCAUAAGUGGAAACGAACAUGGAAAAUUCAGCAUAGAUUCUAAGACAGGGGCCAUAUUUAUCAUUGAGAACCUGGAUUAUGAGAUCUUCCAUGAAUACUACCUGACUGUGGAAGCCACUGAUGGAGGCACGCCCUCCUUAAGUGACGUGGCUACUGUGAGCAUCAACGUCACAGACAUCAAUGACAACAGCCCGGUGUUCAGCCAGGACACCUACACCACUGUCGUCAGUGAAGACGCAGCUCUCGAGCAGUCUGUCAUCACAAUUAUGGCUGAUGAUGCUGAUGGACCUUCAAACAGCCACAUCCACUAUUCCAUUCUAGAAGGUAACCAAGGAAACCCAUUUACAAUUGACCCCGUCAGAGGAGAAGUGAAAGUAACGAAGCCCCUAGACCGAGAAACGAUCUCAGGUUACACGCUCACAGUGCAAGCUGCUGAUAACGGCAGCCCACCCAGAGUCAACACGACCAUGGUGAACAUCGACGUGUCUGACGUCAAUGACAACGCGCCUCUCUUCUCCAGAGACAACUACAGUGUCAUCAUCCAGGAAAACAAGCCAGUGGGCUUCAGUGUCCUGAAACUGGUGGUGACAGACAAGGACUCUUCUCACAAUGGUCCCCCCUUCUUCUUUGCUAUCGUGAGUGGCAACGCUGACAACACAUUUGAAGUGAACCAGCAUGGAGUCCUCCUGACAGCAGCUACAAUAAAAAGGAGAGUGAAGGACCGUUACCUGCUGCAUGUUAAGGUGGCUGAUAACGGAAAACCUCAGUUGUCAUCGUUGACACACAUUGACAUUAGGGUUGUUGAGGAAAGCAUCCAUCCUCCUGCCAUCUUGCCACUCGAGAUUUUCAUCACCGCCUUUGGAGAUGAGUACUCCGGUGGGGUCAUAGGAAAGAUCCACGCAACAGACCAGGACGUGUACGACACCUUGACGUACAGUCUGGACCCCCACAUGGAUGGCCUCUUCUCUGUGUCCAGCACGGGGGGUAAGCUGAUUGCGCACAGAAAGCUGGACGUAGGCCAGUACCUUCUUAAUGUCAGUGUAACGGAUGGGAAGUUCACGACAGUGGCCGACAUCACCGUGCAUAUCCAACAAGUGACCCAGGAGAUGCUGAACCACACCAUUGUGAUUCGCUUUGCGAACCUCACUCCAGAAGAGUUCGUCGGCGACUACUGGCGCAACUUCCAGCGAGCUUUACGGAACAUCCUAGGGGUUAGGAAGAAUGACAUUCAGAUCGUCAGCUUGCAGCCCUCCGAGCCUCAUUCGCAUCUAGACGUCUUGCUCUUUGUGGAAAAGUCAGGCGGUACCCAGGAUUCAACCAAACAGCUUCUGCAGAAGAUUAACGCUUCUGUCACUGACAUUGAGGACAUCAUCGGGGUGAGGAUACUGGCCCUGUUCCAGAAGCUCUGUGCAGGGCUGGAUUGCCCAUGGAAGUUCUGUGACGAAAAAGUGUCCGUGGAUGAAAACAUUAUGUCAACUCAUAGCACAGCCAGACUGAGUUUUGUGACUCCCCGGCACCAUAGAACAGCUGUGUGUCUCUGCAAAGAUGGAAAAUGCCCACAUGUCCACCAUGGGUGUGAAGAAAACCCUUGUCCCGCAGGUUCUGAAUGUGUCUCUGAUCCCAGAGAGGAGAAGUAUAGCUGUGUGUGUCCCGGGGGCGGGUUCGGUAAAUGCCCAGGCAGUUCAUCCAUAACUUUUACUGGGAACAGCUUUGUGAAAUACCGUCUGAUGGAAAAUGAAAACAAACUAGAGAUGAAAUUGAGCAUGCGGCUGAGAACCUAUUCCUCCCACGCAAUAGUAAUGUAUGCUCGCGGAACUGACUACAGCAUCCUAGAGAUUCACACUGGGAGACUGCAGUACAAAUUUGACUGUGGGAGCGGCCCUGGCAUUGUCUCCGUUCAAAGCAUUCAAGUCAACGACGGGCAGUGGCACGCGGUGUCCCUUGAAGUGGAGGGCAACUACGCUAAGUUGGUUCUAGACGAAGUCCACACUGCAUCGGGCACAGCCCCAGGGGCUCUGAAAACCCUGAACUUGGAUAACUAUGUGUUUUUUGGUGGCCACCUCCGCCAGCAGGGAGCAAAGCACGGAAGAAGCACCCAGGUGGCCAACGGUUUCAGGGGCUGCAUGGACUCUAUUUACUUGAAUGGGCAGGAGCUGCCUUUGACCAACAAGCCAAGGGCCUACGCACACAUCGAAGAGUGGGUGGACUUAUCUCAUGGGUGCUUAUUGACUGCCACAGAGGACUGCUCCAGCAACCCUUGUCAGAAUGGAGGUGUCUGCCAUCCCUCACCUACUGGAGGCUAUUACUGCAAGUGCGGUGACUUAUUCCUAGGGACGUAUUGUGAGGUGAGCGUCAACCCGUGCUCCUCCAACCCCUGCCUCUACGGUGGAACGUGCUUGGUAGACAGCGGAGGCUUCGUUUGCCAAUGUAGGGGCUUGUACACCGGCCAGAGAUGUCAGCUUAGUCCAUACUGCAGAGAUGAACCCUGUAAAAAUGGUGGAACAUGUUUUGACAGUUUGGACGGUGCUGUCUGUCAAUGUGACUCAGGCUUUAGGGGAGAAAGAUGUCAGAGUGACAUUGACGAAUGCGCUGGGAACCCUUGUCGGAAUGGGGCCCUUUGCGAGAACACACACGGCUCCUAUCACUGUAACUGCAGCAAUGAGUACAGAGGCAAGCACUGCGAGGAUGCCACUCCCAACCAUUAUGUGUCCACUCCGUGGAAUAUUGGGCUGGCCGAAGGAAUAGGAAUUGUUGUGUUCAUAGCUGGGAUAUUCUUGCUGGUGGUGGUGUUUGUCCUCUGCCGAAAGAUGAUCAGUCGGAAGAAGAAACACCAGGCUGAGCCUGAAGACAAGCGUUUGGGACCAAGCACGGCCUUCUUGCAGAGACCUUAUUUUGAUUCUAAGCUGAACAAGAACAUUUACUCUGACAUACCACCCCAGGUGCCUGUCCGUCCUAUUUCCUACACUCCAAGCAUUCCAAGUGACUCUAGAAACAACCUUGACAGGAAUUCAUUUGAAGGCUCAGCUAUCCCCGAGCACCCAGAAUUCAGUACUUUUAACCCCGAGUCUAUGCAUGGACACCGAAAAGCCGUGGCUGUGUGCAGUGUGGCUCCGAACUUGCCUCCGCCGCCACCCUCCAACUCUCCUUCAGACAGCGACUCCAUACAGAAGCCUAGCUGGGACUUUGACUAUGAUGCCAAAGUGGUGGAUCUCGAUCCUUGCCUUUCCAAGAAGCCCCUGGAGGAAAAGCCCUCCCAGCCAUACAGCGCCCGGGAGAGCCUGUCCGAGGUGCAGUCCCUCAGCUCCUUCCAGUCAGAGUCCUGUGAUGACAAUGGGUACCACUGGGAUACGUCAGACUGGAUGCCGAGCCUUCCUCUGCCAGACAUACAGGAGUUCCCCAACUACGAGGUUAUUGACGAGCACACGCCCCUCUACUCGGCAGAUCCCAACGCCAUUGACACUGACUAUUACCCUGGGGGUUAUGACAUUGAAAGUGACUUCCCACCCCCACCAGAGGACUUCCCCGCGCCUGACGAGCUGCCGCCAUUGCCUCCAGAGUUCAGCGACCAGUUUGAGUCCAUACACCCACCCAGAGACAUGCCUGCAGCAGGUAGCUUGGGGUCUGCCUCCAGAAGUCGGCAGAGGUUCAACCUGAAUCAGUAUUUGCCCAAUUUCUACCCCGUCGAUAUGUCAGAACCUCAGAAGGAAGGCACUGGGGAGAACAGUACGUGCAAAGAGCCCUACGCCCCUUACCCUCCAGGGUAUCAAAGAAACUUCGAAGCCCCCACCAUAGAAAACAUGCCCAUGUCUGUGUACACCUCCACAGCCUCCUGCUCCGAUGUGUCAGCGUGCUGUGAAGUGGAGUCUGAGGUCAUGAUGAGUGACUAUGAAAGUGGAGAUGACGGCCACUUUGACGAGGUGACGAUUCCUCCGCUAGAUUCCCAACAACAUACGGAAGUGUGACGCUCAAACUCCUCCCCCAAAGUGCCUGGACUUUAGUGGACCUAGAGAUGGUGGUAUAUCGGUGAUGUCCGCAGCAUUGUUUUUCGCAGCAGUCUUACAAGAGCCGCAGUGGGCGUGGCUGCACGGAGUCACACGCCUCUUGACAUGUUUUUAGCCAUUUCCAGUGUCCUAACCGACUGUGAUUGGCGGGGUUUUCAUCGCCUGUGCCAUCUUGAACAACUUUUCGUAUUUAGAUGUGUCUCUGUCUAAAAUAAUGGAAAACAGAAAUCGGUCCUGUCAUCCUGUUAGCAUGAUUCAUGUAUUUAUAUAGUUUCGGUUAUUUUAAUUUUGCUUUGUGUGUGUGU